AUGUCCACAGUGAGUAGCCGCAGCCCCUACACCGACAAAGUAUCGGAGUACUCUGAAGAUGGCCGGGACAACACUGCCGACGAGAAGGGAAGCAUCCGGGAAUCGCCCUCAUCAAUAGAUGUCUCGCAGCCCCCGCCCCGGUGGUGGGAGAGUAAGUCGUACGAAGAGCAGCCGGUUGACGGUAAAUAUGGGUGGAUCGUGGUAACCGCCGGUUGUUUCAUGCUGAUGUUCUCUAUGGGCUGUGUCAACAGCUACGGGUCGUACCAGACGUAUUACCAUGCACACCAGUUCCCAGAAGAGGACAUGUCGACCUUAGCAUGGAUCGGUACUCUGCAAUUCGCUGUCAUGAAUGCGGUCGGCAUCCCAGCCGGAAUCCUGUGCGAGCGGCUGGAUUCUCGUCUGGUCACCUUCCUCGGUGGUAUCAUCAUGGGCGUCUCCCUGAUCAUCGCGUCAUUCUGUGACUCAGCUGUCUGGAAGCUGAUUCUAACACAGGGAAUCGCCUUCUCACUUGGCGCAUCCCUGGUCUUUAUCCCUGCUACAUCUAUCCCGUCCCAGUGGUUCGUCAAGUACCGCCCGCUGGCCAUUGGCAUUGUUGUCGCUGGCAGUGGUAUCGGUGGACUGUGGCUGACUCCGGCUACCGACAGUAUGAUCAAGAACCUUGGCACCGGCUGGUCUCUGCGCAUCACCGGCAUUAUCAUUAUCGCCGUUAACUCUGUGUCGAGCAUUUUCAUGCGCAACCGCUUGAAGGUGCAGUCACGCGAUAAAGUCGUCGAUUUUGGACUUUUGCGCGACAUCCGGUUCAUGUUCAUUUUCGCCGGCUCCAUCUGUGCAACCACUGGCUACUUCACCCCCUUCUUUGAUAUGCCAACCUAUGCGGCCAAGGUCGUCCACAUGGAGGAAAACCUGGCCAGCAACCUGGUCACUAUCAUCAAUGCUGCAUCGACUGCCGGCCGUGUCUUGACAGGCCAGAUUGCCGUAAUCCUGGGCAACAUCAAUGCCCUGGUCCUCUGCAUGUGCAUUGCCGCACUCAGCCUACUGGUCCUGUGGCUGCCGUUUGAAACUCCUGGUACCGUCAUUGCGUGCACGAUCAUUUACGGCUUCUUCUGCGGCGGCUUCAUCAGCCUUUUGCCCGUCAUUAUUGCCAAUCUAUGGGGCGUCAACCGCAUCGCGACCAUUAUCGGCCUGCUCUAUAUUGCCAAUUUUAUCGGCACCCUUUGUGGUGCCCCGUCGUCGAGCGCUAUCCUGGAUAAUAUUGGUCAUGGCACCAAUUUCCGUCCUACUAUUGCAUUCUCGGGUUGCUUUAUGGCUGCCGCAUUCUUGAUGUUCUGUUGUUUGCGCAUUGCAGCCAGCAGGGAUUUUAAGAAGAGGAUCUAA
This is a messenger RNA of Linderina pennispora, 1374 nucleotides long. Its product is annotated as MFS general substrate transporter. Lineage: Eukaryota; Fungi; Kickxellomycota; Kickxellomycetes; Kickxellales; Kickxellaceae. The coding region runs from base 1 to 1374 and encodes 457 amino acids. Gene Ontology annotation, biological process: transmembrane transport. Gene Ontology annotation, cellular component: fungal-type vacuole membrane. Gene Ontology annotation, molecular function: transmembrane transporter activity. The transcript has a single exon. The record is from RefSeq and is a predicted model, not a curated record.